AUGGCUCCCGCAAGGAUUGACAACGUCACGUUUGAUGUGACACGCGACGGCGGUGCCCUCGACAAGACAUCAGAUGAUAUCGAUAUUGUCAAUGUCUUGAAAGCAGAACUCGAGGGAUCUAUCCCUUAUGAUCAGCCCAAAUUUGGAGCAGACAAGGACAAGUCCAAGUUCCGGCAAUACGAGACUGCCUGCGAACGGGUCAAGGCUUUCUAUCGAGAGCAGCACGAGAAGCAAACGGUUGCAUACAAUCUGAAAGCCCGUAACGAGUUCCGGUCCAGAGUCAGAGCUGAGAUGACAAUUUGGGAAGCAAUUGAGAAACUCGAUACCUUGAUCGACGAGUCAGAUCCGGACACCUCCCUCUCCCAAAUCGGCCAUCUUCUCCAAUCCGCUGAAGCCAUCAGGCGCGACGGAAAGCCAAGAUGGAUGCAACUCACUGGCUUGAUUCAUGACCUAGGGAAGCUUCUCUUCUUCUUUGGCGCAGAAGGCCAAUGGGACGUGGUAGGAGAUACAUUCCCAGUUGGAUGCGCCUUUGACGAGCGAAUUAUCUAUCCCGAGACAUUUGCAAACAAUCCUGAUCUUGGGCACCAAAUAUACGGGACCAAGUUCGGCAUAUAUUACCCCAACUGCGGCCUUGAUAAUGUCAUGCUUUCCUGGGGCCAUGACGAGUAUCUGUACAAUGUCGUCAAGACCCAGUCGACCCUCCCCAAGGAGGCACUGGCCAUGAUUCGCUAUCAUUCGUUUUAUCCCUGGCACACGGCUGGUGCAUAUAGGCACCUGAUGAACGACGACGACGAGCGCAUGCUUGAGGCGGUCAAGGCUUUCAACCCGUAUGAUCUAUACAGCAAGACUGAUGACGUUCCGAAUAUCGAAGAACUAAAGCCUUACUACCUCGAGCUCAUCGAAGAAUUUUUCCCGCAACACGUUGUGAAAUGGUGAAAGAACCUUGGAAGUUGACACUGUUGAGUGCGCUAAUGCAUGAGACUACCCUAGGUUAGGCAGGGCCAUACAUCAAUUAUGCAUGCAGUUAUUAAUUCUAUUGGUUCUUUUACCCUGAUUUUUUCACCCUCCUACCCAAACACGAAUUUCCCAUUUAAUAAUAUUGUUUUUUUUAUUUUUAUUUUUUUAUUUUUUAAUUCCGUUUGUCAUGCGUGAUUCUAUCCAGCGCGUCGGGUUAGAUAUUUUACUUUUUUUACUUUUUACUUUUUCCCCCCCUUUUUUCCCCGAUCCCCGUGUGUAGUUAGCCUUAAAUGGCUUGAUGUCCAGGUUGCCCUGGAUUUAAUAAUAAUGCUCCUCCUCCGUUUUAUCCGUUAGUUAUCCGUUUUCUUUUUCUUUUUCUUUUCUUUUUCUUUUUUUUUUCUUUUCUUUUUUGUUCAUUCAGGGCAUCCCAUCCUACAUUUUCCACGACUGACAUUGCGCAACAACUAUUCCGAGAGUGUGGUUGAUUGUGUGACAAGCCACGCCCGAUAUCAUUUUCUCGUCCUUGGUCCUUGUCACUAUUUAAUAUUGCAUACUUUGAGUGGUUGUCCAGUCUGAACGUGACUGAUUCCCGCGUUAACUUUCCUUUAUCUCUUGUCUUCUUUCUUUUUUCCCCCGUUUCUUUUGCUUUUUCGUAUCCAUUUAUUACUCGGACAUAACAGACCUUACUUAUUUAAUUAUAUUAACAAAAGUUGUAGUGUUAGUUACUUUACUAUAUCAAGAGUCCAUUCCUUGGAAUUUAAAAGAACGCUAACGACAUGCGUUUACCAGAGCCUUCAGUGAAUACAUUGCAUAUUUUUGCCCACUUAUUAUUCUUUGUUUGUUUUUAGUAUA
Blastomyces dermatitidis ER-3 is the source of this 1809-nucleotide messenger RNA. RefSeq names its product inositol oxygenase. The record is from RefSeq and is a predicted model, not a curated record. Gene Ontology annotation, molecular function: inositol oxygenase activity; iron ion binding. NCBI's taxonomy places the organism in Eukaryota, Fungi, Ascomycota, Eurotiomycetes, Onygenales, Ajellomycetaceae. Bases 1 to 936 code for a protein of 311 amino acids. Gene Ontology annotation, biological process: inositol catabolic process. The transcript is spliced from 2 exons. Gene Ontology annotation, cellular component: cytoplasm.